Molecule: messenger RNA, 1127 nt
Organism: Tarenaya hassleriana
Lineage: Eukaryota; Viridiplantae; Streptophyta; Magnoliopsida; Brassicales; Cleomaceae
Exons: 6
Coding region: 1-1098 (365 amino acids)
Source: RefSeq, a predicted model, not a curated record
AUGGAGGGAGAAGUGAGAAGAGUGAACGUAGUUUACUUCCUUAGCCGUUCGGGACAUGUCGAGCAUCCUCAUCUCUUGCGUGUUCAUCAUCGCAGCCCCAACGGCGUCUUCCUACGAGAUGUAAAGAGAUGGUUAGGGGAUGCGAGGGGGAACGCGAUGCCAGAUUCGUUUUCUUGGUCGUACAAGAGGAGAUACAAGAAUGGUUAUGUAUGGCAAGAUCUGUUGGACGAUGAUCUUAUAACACCGAUUUCCGACAAUGAAUAUGUUCUUAAAGGUUCUGAGAUCCUCCAUGCCUCACCCAAGGAGCAUUCACUGACUGUAGGAAAGAAAGCUUGGGGGCCAAGAAACGGCGACGGAGCGGAUGAAAGCCACCAGACUUCGACGACGGAGUCUUCGAGAAGAUCCACCUCCGGAAUCUGCAAAGAAUCUCCGAUCUUCGGGUCUCAGAGAUCGUCGGCAGGAACAACGGUGACCGACGAGUCGAUAACGAACGAGGAAGAGACGAGCGUUCUGAGGACAAAGAACCUCCAAAAGUCUGACGACUUUCAUCAGUGCGGCGGGAAAAACGCGACGGACGGUGACGGUUCGACGGGAAGGCCGAGCGUGUCGUCCUCGAAAUCGUCCGCGAGUUACAGGAGGAGCAAGAGCUAUUCAAGCGGGGCUUCGCUACAAGUGCUCCGGAGUCUGAUGACUUGUGGUGGCUUGGACAUAAACGACACCGUUUUGAUGCCUCUGAAUAGGUUUUCCAAAGCUCCUCCUCCCUGUUCGGGCUGGGAAGAAGAUGAAGACAGACGCCAUUACCAACAGCAACAGCACUAUUCCCGUAAAAGCUUCGACGGGGCAUGGAAUGGGCUAAAGAUGAAGGAGAAGAUCGAGUUCUGCAGACCAAAGUCUGCAAUGGCGCCGAUCUGCUCGCAAUGUGGGAAAACGUUCAAGCCGGAGAAGAUGCACUCGCACAUGAGACUGUGCCGUGGGAUGAAGAACUCGGCCAAGAACGUGUCCCCGUCCGGAAAUACGAAGACGGCGCCGGUACGACCGCAAGGGAUCUCGCCGGAAAAUGUAUCGGCCGGGCGAUACGUUUUGUCGGCGAGGGAUUGACGGCGGUUGACGGAAAAUUGUCAGCAAAA